This is a messenger RNA of Caretta caretta (loggerhead turtle), 749 nucleotides long. Its product is annotated as receptor activity-modifying protein 1-like. Gene Ontology annotation, molecular function: coreceptor activity. Gene Ontology annotation, biological process: calcium ion transport; angiogenesis; cellular response to hormone stimulus. Gene Ontology annotation, cellular component: membrane; signaling receptor complex; cell surface. NCBI's taxonomy places the organism in Eukaryota, Metazoa, Chordata, Testudines, Cheloniidae. The record is from RefSeq and is a predicted model, not a curated record.
GGCCCUGCUGCCCCUCUCCUGGGGAACGUCUGCGCCCUGGCCCCACCGGUGGGGAGAAUGCCCGUCCAGCCCCGGCCACGCCUCUGCUACUGGCUGCUAAUCCCUCUCCUGCAGUGGGGGUGCGGGGAGCUGACCUACGGAGACCUCGAGGAUGAAAGUCAUUACCUGUAUCUGGAGGAGGACGGCCCCUUUGCUGGGGAGGGCGGGUCGGCCCACUGCAGGGACACCUACCUGGAGUGGAUCUCCCUAUACUGCUGGACCACCUUCCACGCCACAGUCAUGGCCACGCCAGAGUGGAGCCGGUGUCAGUGGGACCAAAUCAGCAGGAUUUACAGCGACCUCUCCAACUGCACGGUGCUGAUGGCCGAGGCUCUGUCCUGCCCCUGGCCCAGCCCCGCUCUUGACUCCUUCUUCCUGCAGAUCCACAUGGAAUAUUUCACCAACUGCACCAUGCCUGCCAGCUCCCAGCCCAGCCAGCCACCUCUGGGGCCUGUCCUAGCCAUGGCUGCCAUGGCUGCCUGCCUGACCCCUCUUGGGGUUGCUCUCACGCUCCGCAAGGCCAGGAAGGCUGAGCCAGAGCCAAAGCCAGACUGGCCCCUCCCAGCGGCACCACCUGUGCUCAGCAGACAACGGGCUUCUUCUCGUGCAGUCCUGGGCACCAACUGGAAAGGGAGAGAGAGUGUCUAGUGGUUGCGGGGGAGGGGGUGGUGCUGGGAGCCAGGACUCCUGGGUUCUAUCCGUGGCUCGGG